This is a messenger RNA of Dermatophagoides pteronyssinus (European house dust mite), 582 nucleotides long. It is a transcript of the gene pnt, whose product is annotated as ETS transcription factor pointed. Gene Ontology annotation, biological process: cell differentiation; regulation of transcription by RNA polymerase II. Gene Ontology annotation, cellular component: nucleus. NCBI's taxonomy places the organism in Eukaryota, Metazoa, Arthropoda, Arachnida, Sarcoptiformes, Pyroglyphidae. Gene Ontology annotation, molecular function: sequence-specific DNA binding; DNA-binding transcription factor activity, RNA polymerase II-specific. The record is from RefSeq and is a predicted model, not a curated record.
AAUCGAUAUUUUAGAUUUUUGAAUUGAUUUUUUUGGUCCACCUGAUAAAAAAUGAAUGGUGGUCAAUCAAUGUUACCACCACCACCACCACCAUCAUUAUCUGUAUUUAAUCUUAGUUUUGCAUCAUUAGCUCAACCACAAACAUCAUCAUCAUCAACAACAUUGGAUGCUACGAAUCUACCAAUACAAGUGCCUCCAUUAACGCCGGGUACUAAUCAAAAAAUGUCACAAGCAUUAGCGGCAAGUUUUGCUAGCUGGGAAAAAGAACGUGAUGAAUUUAACAUUCCAAAAGAUCCACAAUUAUGGUCCGAAUCGGAUGUAAAUCAUUGGCUACAAUGGGCAAUUAAAGAAUUUAAUUUGGAUGGUUUUGAUUCACAAACAUUUUUAAUGACAGGAAAAAUGAUUUGUGAAAUGGGUAAAGAAAUGUUUUUAGCACAAACUCCUCCUUAUGUUGGUGAUAUACUUUGGGAACAUUUAGAUCGUUUACUAAGAGAUUCUGAUUCUGGAUCAUUAUCAUCAUCAUCAUCAUCAUUAAUUGAUAAUGUUUCAACAACAGCAACAAAUUAUAUUGAUUGUGGAUAA